UAAAUUAGCGCAGGUGGCGGCUCCAGGUUCUUGGAACUGCGUCAAUAGUUAAACAAUACAAAGGAGCCAGUUAGACACACUAGCGCUUCAAGUUUCCAUAGCGACGGAUAUGGGGCUGGACUUGUUUUCUUCGUCAGGAAAUCUGUCAUACAAACAGCAGGCAGGGCUCCGGUAGUCCAACCCUUUGGUUUAAUCAGAAGGUUAUAAAAGAUUACUGUCACUUGGAGACUGAAAGGGAGUGUCUGUUCGGUUUUCUCUUGCACCUUUUACAAUUCUAGAUUAUAAUUCUGACAGCAUUUUUUUGGUUGUUGUUGUUUUAUAAAUCUCACCUGUUGCCGAAGCAAGUUUUUUCUUGAACUGAAAUAUCGCUCUAUUCUGGCAACAGAUACAUAUACCACAGUGCUGUGAACGCUGAGCUGCAAAGGGCCUAAACUCAGGACACAGGGUAAACAGGUGGAUCCUGAACUAACACCAGCUCAGCUAACGUGGUAGAGCAGCCCCUUCCUCUCACAAUGGCCGACAGUCCUAUAGACAAGCACCGGGCUGCCCACCUUCCCUGGUUUGUGGCCGUAGCCCAGAUCCUCGGCCUGACCUCGGUGGUCAUCACGGGAGUCUGGAUGGGUCACUAUCGGGGCGGCUACGGCUGGGACGGAACCAGUCUUCAGUUCAACGUGCACCCCCUCUGCAUGGUCAUCGGAAUGGUGUUCCUGUACGGAGACGCUAUCCUGGUGUACCGGGUUUUCAGGAAUGAGCCCAAACGCAUCACCAAGAUCCUCCACGGUGCCAUCCACCUGAUCUCCCUCAUCAUCUCCAUCGUAGGUUUGAUUGCCGUGUUUCAAUUCCAUGCAAAGUCCAAGAUCCCGGAUAUGUACUCGCUGCACAGCUGGUGUGGAAUGCUCACCUUUAUUAUAUUCAUUGUGCAGUGGGUGAUGGGUCUGACUUUCUUCCUGUUCCCCGGUGCGUCCGUCUCUCUCCGCAGCUGGUACCUCUCGCUGCACGUUUUCUUCGGGCUGGCGCUGUUCGCCCUCGCCAUAGGAACCUGCCUGCUGGGCAUCAAGGAGAAGCUGCUCUUCAGCAUCAUGUCCACCUAUUCUAAGUUUGAGCCCGAGGGGAUACUGGCCAACGUGUUGGGAUUGCUGCUGGUGGCCUUUGGUGUGGUGGUGGGAUACAUCCUGACACGGGAGGAGUGGAAACGGCAACCCAACCCAGAAGAGCAAGCCCUGUCCAUGAACUUCAAGAAUCUCACUGAGGGGGAGAGUCCCGACUCUCCCUAAAACGCCCUUCUUCCCUCCUGGGACCAGAGGAGCCAGCCUGUCCCUGCCAAAGCUUCACCAUCCUGUUGCAGAGAUUGCAGAGCACAGCCUCCUCUCCCUGCUGGCAAGCUGGGGGAUUGUCUGUGCAAUGGAAUGUUUACAGAAGGUUGUACACAUAAAAAUGUUACCCAAACGCAGUUUUAAUCAUGGCCUUACAAACACACUACUUGCCUGUUUCACAAUUGUCAAAUAUAUAUUUUCACAAUUUUUUUUUUGCUGGGCUUAAAAUAUGACUAUUUUGGCUGAAAUCCUGUUAUACCAUUUCUGUACUUCUAAUGUAAUUCUCCCUAUUCAUAGCACACAGUGCCUCCCAGUGCCAAAUAAUGUAAUUACCAUUUAUUUGAUUGGUUUUAAUGCUAGUUUGGUUUUGUUGUACUGUACACAGUGCCACCUAGCUUUGUGUGAAAGUUACAAGGAACUGUUCAACUUUAAUGUAUUUCUUUGCUACAUGUACAUUUGGUCAAUUUUUAUCUUUUAAAUUACCUGAUGGUUCUAAUAAUUCCUAGAAUUAAUAAUAAGCGUUCAUCUAAAAGCCAAUUUGAAUGCAAUGUAAUGGUGGUUGUUGUUGUUAUUAUUAUUAUUAUAUUAUAUAGAUAUAACUGUACCUUAAGUUAUUUAUACUGCAUAUCUAUUUAGCUGCAGUGUCUCAAUUCAAGUUUCAUUUAAAUUUUUUAAUUUUUUUUUUUUUUAGUUAGCCAGAGCAAUAGAAUUUGCCCAGUAUGCAUUCAUGAUAUUUAAAUUAACACAGUAGACAAAGUCUUAGGUUGUGUCCCUAUAAAAAAUGAAUUACAUUGAUUCUAGUAUUAUUCACCUGAUUAGUAGCUGAUCUAUAAACACGAGAGCUUCCCAGUAGUGUCAAAGUGAGCAAAAAAGGGUCCCUUUCUAUUUUAAUUUUGUUCUGCAUCCAACAAUUGGUUAAUAUUUAAAGUAAGGUAUUAUUUUAGACUAUAGCACUCCUGUAUAUCAUGAAAUUAAUUGCUUUAUUGAUCAGUCUCGAAUCAGAUGAAAUUUAAAGUUCUGGCCUUAUUACCUGUCAAAUGCAGUACAGGCUUUUAAACCAUAUAUUAAAACAUAAAUGUUUUAAUAAAGUAAAUAUCAGGCAUAUCGGAUUGAAAAUGUACCAUAUGUAUUCAUCCAAGUGUCUUGUCUUUAAACGUGAUUUUGACCACGUUAGCAAACCAAAAACAAAAUGUUGCUGCCACAUAAAUACAGUACUGUUGUGUAAUUAAUGAUACAAGUCUCAGUUGAUAUGUGGUAUAGUAUUUGUUUAACGUUACAUGUUGUUUGCAUAAUAAAUGUACUAUUUAAAUAGUGGUCGUUAUCAAAAUAAAUGUAUGCUCCAAAUA
Molecule: messenger RNA, 2659 nt
Organism: Acipenser ruthenus (sterlet)
Lineage: Eukaryota; Metazoa; Chordata; Actinopteri; Acipenseriformes; Acipenseridae
Gene: cyb561
Product: transmembrane ascorbate-dependent reductase CYB561
Exons: 6
Coding region: 513-1274 (253 amino acids)
Cellular component (GO): lysosomal membrane
Molecular function (GO): oxidoreductase activity
Source: RefSeq, a predicted model, not a curated record